UUUUGGGGUUGAAAGAGGGUUUUAGAAAAAAAAAAAAAAAAAACCUAGCUGCCAAAAUGGAUUCAUCUCUCAAUUCUGGUGAUUUGGAUCGAUUCCUCAGUCAAGAAAAGGAAAAAGCUAUGGUCAAUGAGAUGGUGACAAAGCUUACAAGUGUGUGCUGGGACAAGUGUAUCACAAGUACUCCUGGAAGCAAAUUUAGCUGGAGUGAAUCAGCUUGCCUUUCUAAUUGUGCUCAGCGUUACUUGGAUGUAACCCUUGUCAUUAUGAAACGCUUUCAGUCCAUGCAGUAAACCGGGGGAGACUUUGCCUGCAGUCCUGGUUACUAGUUGUAACCUUUUCUUGCUUCUCAACUGUUAAUUGUUUACUGAAAAUCUGCUGUAUUUUUUUUCACAGAAACAUAUUUUAUUCUGUUAAAAUUCCUAUACAAUGAUGGCUUUCAUA
Molecule: messenger RNA, 441 nt
Organism: Durio zibethinus
Lineage: Eukaryota; Viridiplantae; Streptophyta; Magnoliopsida; Malvales; Malvaceae
Product: mitochondrial import inner membrane translocase subunit TIM8-like
Source: RefSeq, a predicted model, not a curated record